GUCAAAGCUUGAAUUCUGCCGAUCUGCGGCAUCGUGGGCUGGCCAAGAUUGUUGCUGCAAGAGAGAGUUUGAUAAAGAAGAUGGUAGUGAAAUUGGUGGGUUUCCGGAGAUUAGGGUGUCGGAGUAUACGGAUGAGAUAGAGGAUGUCGCGGAAGACAUGGGUAAACUACAAAUUGAGAGGUGUGGGAGCAAUUCUGAUGAUUCAAAACCAAUGGGGCCCAGAAUUCCGCUGCCGUGGGAGCUUUUGCAGCCAGUGCUUAGAAUUUUAGGACAUUGUUUGCUGGCUCCUUUGAAUUCGCAAGAUGUCAAGGAUGCAGCUUCCGUUGCUGUCAGGUGUUUAUAUGCAAGGGCUUCUCAUGAUUUGGCACCGCAGGUAAUAUUGGCCACCCGGAGUCUUAUUCAGCUUGACAACAGAACUCGUGCGGCUGCAAAGGCUGCUGCUUCAGCAAAUUCUUCGUCUAAUGCUAAUACACCCAGCAAAGAUAAGAAACCAGAAAUCCUAUUGGUCUCAAAAUAAACGUUCUGAAUGUCAUUUGGUUUGCAGGUAACAGAUGUUGUAUAGUGGAUCUGAAGCGGUUGAACAUUACUUUCUUUAGGAUAAUACUGUUUGAAUGUCUGUAAUCUUGUAUGAUGGUUAAAUUUCUCACUAAGCUACAAGCUUUUUGAGUUGUACUUUCAUAGGAUUUUACAGUACUUGUGUUCCGUGGCUGAGUAGACCUCUUUGGUUAGAAGUUCAUGAGCUUGCUUAUACAUGGAGGGGGUUUUUUUUUUUCAUUCUUAAUAUUUUUUUUUAAUUACAGUUGGUGUGUAUUGUCAAGGCUAUAAAUAACUCAAGUUUUAUA
Messenger RNA from Momordica charantia (bitter melon), 842 nucleotides. RefSeq names its product hyccin. NCBI's taxonomy places the organism in Eukaryota, Viridiplantae, Streptophyta, Magnoliopsida, Cucurbitales, Cucurbitaceae. Gene Ontology annotation, biological process: protein localization to plasma membrane; phosphatidylinositol phosphate biosynthetic process. Gene Ontology annotation, cellular component: plasma membrane. The record is from RefSeq and is a predicted model, not a curated record.